Cooperia oncophora is the source of this 396-nucleotide messenger RNA. The record is from the annotation of a GenBank genome assembly. Lineage: Eukaryota; Metazoa; Nematoda; Chromadorea; Rhabditida; Trichostrongylidae.
AUGCACGACAACCUUAAUAAUACGUGUAAUGACUUCAAGUCGAAUCUAUGCAUUCAAGUGGACGCAUUAAUCGAGCAGCUUCAAAUGCGGAAGGAACAAUUAAUGAGGCAUGUCGAUGAGCAGAAAGACCACAAGAAGCAGGUAUUACGAGAGCAAAUCUCGCGCUGUACAGCGAAACUUUCCCGGACCACUGGAUUGAUUCAGUUCUGUAUCGAGGCGUUGAAGGAACCGGAUCCUGCUACGUAUCUGCAGCAUUCGGCUGCCCUUCUUCAUCGCUCAACUAGCCAAGAGUUCUUGUGGCAUCGUGAAAUGAAGACCAAACCAGAUGUUGAUCCAGAGUUUGUGCUGAAUCUCGACACGAAACACCUACAGUACUCCAUUCAGACGCUCGAUUUU